Molecule: messenger RNA, 11070 nt
Organism: Lymnaea stagnalis (great pond snail)
Lineage: Eukaryota; Metazoa; Mollusca; Gastropoda; Lymnaeidae
Source: the annotation of a GenBank genome assembly
AACGGAAGUCGUCAACUGACGCUGAGUGGCAGCUGCUAUCAGGGCACUGCAAGCUGACUGAUAUCUCCAAACAUUAUUGAAACUUUUACUUCGAUAUGCCUAGGAAACAGACAUUAGUGGCUAGACGAGAUCUACCAAUAUUUAUAAAGCAGGAACCAUCAGAUAUUGGAUCUAAUUCUCAACAGUUAUUGAACCUACCAAGCAUUUAUCCACGUCAAGGAUCACAAGUAGCAACAUCGACAACAAAGACUGGUGACUUUUCGGCAUACGAUAGUAUCGAAAUAAAACAAGAGUACGAUCAUUCAACACCUCAAGAUGCAAAUUUAUCUGGAUUUCAGUUAAUUCAAGAACUCGAAAAACCACAGGUAGAUUUUAAUCAUAUAUUGCAUUUUCUUUCUUGGAAUGAAUGCACACUUUUUGGCCCCGCCCACUUUCGCACUCUUUGACUACUUCUUAUGUGAGUGUGAUGAUCCUGAUAUGAAUUAUAAUACUUAUUUAUUAUUGCAAUCGACAUACACAAUUCAUUAAAAAGAUGCCAUAUGGUGUCAGCCAACUCACUGUCUGAACUAAAUGAAUAACGUUAAUUACUUUUUCCACAGGCUAAAUGAAACACCCAAUUUAAAUUAAAAAUUACAGCAUUGGGCCAAUAAUUAUUAAUAAUAGUAUAUGAUUCUUUGUCUUAUUCUUAACUUUAUUUCGACCCGUGAUUAAUGUAAUUUAGUAUGGGCUAGUCCAAGGGCCUGGCGAUUUUAACUUGAUCUUGUCUACUUCAUAUAAUUCUUUUAGUCUAAUUACUCUUAAUAUUUUAAAUAAAUUAAAAAAAAAAUUAGUUUUAGCUUAGUCUGCCUACUAAGUUACUUGGCUUUAACAAAGUUAACACAGUAUUUGGGCCCUACUCCCAACAAAAAAGGCUUACUUAAAUUGAGUAGGUUAGAAACAUCAAAGUGAGAUAAUUUUUUUUUAAAAAGGUAGUCUCUAGGCCUAACAUGACAUGUGUUAGUCUUACUACUUACUAAGACUACUUAGAGUCUUAGUAACUUAAUAAUCAAGUUAAUUAUCUUAAAAGUUCUGUAAAAUUUGAGUAGUAAGCAUUGACUUUGUAACAUAUUGUAUGUAAUUGUAUCUUACUAAGACACUUUAGUAAGUUAAGUAACUUCUGCUUGGCUUAACUAACUGCCUCUUGUAACUUAGUAAGUAUAAAUUACAAAUUGACAAGCCUAAUUAUUAGAAAACGAAUUUAUGACAUAACAAACGUGUUAGAAGGAAUCAACCACAUACAGAAAAAAUCUAAAAACAACAUGCAAUGGAGAUGGGUUUUAAUAUUAGGUUAAUAGACGUAGGUCUAAAUCUAGGCUAAUUUUUUUCUGAACUAAAAAUACUAUAUUAUUAAUAUACUCCUUUCAAUGUAAUCAAGCAGACCUGCUGGUAAGGCAAGGUUUAGUGAUAUAGAAGACUAACUUAAUUAAAAUUAAAAUGAUUCAUUUCAUUUUCACAUCUAUUUAUGGGCUAUUGGACAGGAUGUACUGCUUUCUUUUAUUUUUAUCAAUAAUUUUAAUUUAGGUCUAAUCCAUUAAUCCAUGCCCAGGUUAGUACAUUUCAGUUAUUUUAAGAGCUAGCUUGUUUGAAAGCUAGUUUAAGUAUAAGGAAAAUAAGUAAAUGAAUCAGUAUAAUUGAUGAUUUAUGCCAGUUCAGUUAAGCUAAGUAGUUAAGCUGAGAUAUUCCAAUAAAUGAUAUGUUGGUCUGAAGGAUCACUGCUUGUUACUGGCACCUGUAUUUUUUCAGUAUGGACCUCAUUGUCAUAGAAAGAACGCCAUACCUUGUAAUGUUAACACUGAUUUAAGAUGAGAUUAAAAAUGAUUAUAUUCAGUUAUAUAUCUGUCAUAUGGCAUAUACGAUAUGCAACUAUUGUUAAGAUAAUGAACCUGCCUUAGCAGUGAAAGAUUAAUUUUGGAUAAUUGUUUUGUUUCAAAUUAUAGUCAUUAAGUAGUUGCUAGUUCAGUGCAUAUGAUGAAGUGAAUUCCAUCAUAGCUGACAUAACUUUCAGAAAAAAUAAUUUCUAUUUGUAUACAAUAUGAAUGGAAAAUGCCUUUACCUUUACAUAUGCUUAAUUUAAUUAUACACGGUUUGGGUUUUAAUAGUAAAAAUUUUAAAAAUAAUUUUGGAAUUGUAACUGAUGUAACAUGAAAAAAACGUUUGAGCUAGCUUCUUUUUUUGACAAUUUCCUCUGAAAUCUGCUUUGCAUGAAAUAUAUUUUUUAAAACUAUUAUCUUCAGUUUAAAUACUUGUCUAGGGAAAACCUUUAAAAACUACUUGGAAAGCAUGUUUAAAAAACAAGACUCCAAGAUGUAGCUGAUGUAAAAUGACUUUGUAACUGACUUAACGGGUUUGAAUACUGACCAUGACAAUGAAUUGUCUAUAUUUAUUAGAUAUAAACACAAUAAAAUGUUACAAAAUUCGAUUAAAAUGUGCAGACAUUUUCUUAAUUGAAGAGGACCACCAGGUCAUGUGUCACACAAAACAAAGAUACUAAAAAUGACCCCAUGCCAAUAUGCAUGACAUAUCAUUAAUAUAGCACCAAAUUUUAUGCAAAUUAAAUUUUUGAUGGUGUAACUUUUACAUGGAAUAAUUACACCACAUGUGUGUGGACAAAGUUAUGAAUUACGCUAUGUGCCCUAAGACUGUGUAAUCUUUUGUUUUUAAAACUUUAAUAAUAUUGUGUUGUAAGGACUGUUUUACUUGUAAACGCAAAGGCCUAAUGUUGUUAAUUGUUGUUAUGCUUGCAAAUCAUUAAAAGGUGAUGAAUACAUUAAAAAAACUUAUAGCAAAUGGGCCUUGAAGUUAGAGGAAUAGCCUAAACAUACGUGGUACCGGUACAAAGAAAUACAUAUCAUGGUCAUAAAUUUAAUUAUUUUCAACAUGCUGAUGUCCAUUGCCCCAACAAUGAUUACAAUCGAACCUUGUAAUAUUGAUAGGAAGAGUACAUAGUUUUAUUUCCCAUCACAAAUGUAGAUAAUGUUUGACCAAUAAAUUGACAUGAUACAUAAUGCACUUUAAAUAGGUCAAGAGAAGACUUGAAUUGGAUCAUGAGAUCACUGUGGAAGCUUUCAAGACACCAAAACCUUGUAAGAGAAAAAAGAGCCUAGGAGAGUCACCUAGAGGUAACAUUUGAAAAUAAGUCAAGUAACACUUGUGAUCUGUGAGUUGAUCACUUUCCCAUACACUUAUCUCUCACUAGUUCCUGUAAUCCUAACUUGCCGUUAUCAAAGAUUGCAGUAGUGGAUAAAAUAAAAAUAAACUUCAGGACAAGAUGAGGCUAGUUCUUACAUGAUUGUAAUGUAAUGAGCCACUUUUAAGAGUUAUCAAUCAGACUUAUUCACUUUGAAGACAAUAAUAAUUAUGUUAUUGAAAUUCCUGUUUGAUAUCUCAGAGUGUUAUUUAGGAUGACAUUGUUUACUUGUGUAGAUACCAUAAUAAUUGUUAAUUUGAGAGGCAUUGAAAAUAAAGGCUUUAAAAAAAAAAUAGGUCCAGUUAUCAGCUAUUCAACAUGUUUGGACAAGUAAGACAUUUUUUAGUGGUAUAAGGAUGAUCAAGAUUGAUAUUUGAACACUCCAAUUGUUGUGGCUUGAUAGGUGCAAGAUCACCACUAGAGAAAACACGCUAUGAUACGUCUCUGGGACUGCUGACCAAAAAGUUUGUUGGCUUACUACGAAGUGCUCCUGACGGGGUGGGUAUUUUUUUUCCAAUUAAAAAAAAAAAGGUUCUCAAACUGUGACAUUUUAUUUUUAAUGUCAAGUUAUUUUCUGCACUGAUGAAGUAUUAGGUAAAAUGAAAUAAUAUACACAAAUUAUAUGUGGGGGUUGGUGUGUGUAGAUGCAAUUUUCUUACUGGUGAAACAAUUUCUUUCUUAAUAGGUUGUGGACUUAAACAAAGCCUCGGAGAUUCUUGAGGUACAGAAACGAAGAAUUUAUGACAUAACAAACGUGUUAGAAGGAAUCAACCUCAUACAGAAAAAAUCUAAAAACAACAUACAAUGGAGGUGGGUUUUAACAUUAAUAAAAUAUUUUUGUUUUUACGUAAGAUUCCAAAUAAAAUUGGAAUGCCAGAUGUGGUUGCUACAUUUUGUUUAAGAUUUGGAUUACUUGAUAUACAUUUUAUGACAAUUAGUGCUUGUCAAAGCAAUUUUAUACAGCUUUUUUGGGGUUAAUAAUUGUGAUGAAUUACUAUUAAUUUCAGGGGUGCUGCAAACACAUUUACAUCAUCAGGAGAGCCCUCUAUACCCCAGGUCACACAAAUAAGUACCGCCAGUGUAGACUUGCAUUCAGGUAUUAACAUUCCUUUUUGUCUAUGUGAGUUUAAAAAAAGUAAUUUUCUAACCAAAUCUUAUAGGUAGCAGGUUUACAGUUGGUACAACUUUCCUUUUUUCUUUUUUUCAGAUAUGGCCGAGCUGAGGUCCAAAGAAAAUGUGUUGGACAAAUUAAUUGCAAACACCACCAGAGCUUUGAGAAAUUUAACAGAGGACUCAGAGAAUGCUAGAUAUCCUUUUAAAGAAGUUUAAAAAAAUGUGUUUAUCCUGAUUGUUUUUAUUUAAUAUGCUGAAACAGGCUUUGUUAAAAUGUGAUCCAAACCACCAAUUGUUUGGAUCAGUUGAAGACACUUAUCUCUAUUAAAUUUAAACUAUCCACUCAUCUUGAUUGACUUACUAAAAUUCAGGUGAUGAAUGUGCCGUAAUAACUUACCAUUCCUUAACCAUCUUACAUUGGCCUAUGUCACAUAUCAAGACAUCAGAAGUCUGAAUUCCUUAAGAGAGCAGACUGUCAUAGCCAUCAAAGCUCCACCUGAGACAAGGUUGGAAGUACCUGAUCCUGAGAAUGUGAGUGAUGGAAAAUCUUAAUGGAGAUAAUUCUUUUAUUUAAAAAAAUAAUUCUGUAAGCCCUUGUGUUACACAUUGAACAAAAAGGCCAGCACUGAUUUGGUGUGCAAGGCCUAGCACUAAUUUGAUGUUCUUCAAAAUGUAAGAUAUUUUCUCAAUUGAAAUCUAAAAUUAAAGAUGUUUUUAUUGUGGACACUAGUAGCAUUAUUUUAAAACAACAAAACAAUAGGAUGGGUGGAAAGGGGGGGGGGAUGUUUGAAUCAAUAGAAGAUUCUUUUGUCAAAGGCUGCACUAUUCGUACCCGGGUACCAGAAGUGAGAGGUUGGGAUUAAAAAAACUAUUUAAAAUUUUAUUGUUUGGUUUGUAAGACGAAAUGAGGUAUCAAAUGAAAGAUAAUUGAAUGAACUAUAUUUUUGUAAACUUACUUCUUCAGUUUAACUAAAUUAAACUUCCACAAAUGACAUCCGAAUAGCUUGAGUCUAAUGGUACCCAGGUGCGAAUGGCGGCACUGCAUGUCUGGGGCCAUUUUGACACAGUGCUAUUCGGAUGCCAUUUGUGUUAGUUUAUUUUAGUUAAACUCAAAUAAUAAUAUGACAUAUGGGUAUUUUUCCAGAACAUUCAGAUCUGGUUGAAGAGCACCCGCGGUGCCAUAGAUGUCUUCCUUUGUCCAGAUGAUUUACCUGGCGAUGAGACCACAUCCAGUGGAAGCUCUGAUUCUACAGCUUCCGCUAGUGAUGGGCAAGAUGAGGUUUGUUAUAAGAGAAGUCUUAAAAUGGUAACAACACAUUCUUCAUCCAAUAUAUGGUGAGGCUAGAAACUGCGAAUUACCUUAAUUUAUCCCCCUGGAGCAAAAAACAGUCUAUUUUGUAUGUUUAAUCUCAUCCAUUUGACCUGAUCAUCUUUUUGAAUACUAGGUUGAUGGGCUCUUGUCAAGUGACACUGGCCGUGACAACAAUCUUGACCCUGUCAGCAAGCCAUUUGGUUCUGGGGAGGAAAGGUUGUCAGAUAGGUUAAACAGCAAUGAGUCAAUCAAACAAGAACUUUUUUCAGAGGAAUCAACAUCAGCUGAUGACAGUGAGUGCAAUCAUCAUAUAAGCUAGUGUGACAUGACUUAAGAUAAUGUGACAUGACUUAGCUAGUGUGACAUGACCUGACAGAAUUCCCCGGCUGCCAUCCUCCAUUACUAUUAGCAGCUAAUCAUUUACAAGGCGUUUGGUAGUCUGCGUGUCAGCUCUCUAAAAGAUGAAAUCAAAUUGUGUAAGUAAAACAGUGUUGUUAAGCUUUACUUACAUUAGAAAGUACAUCCUAGUUUUGAACUUUUAUUAUCUUUUUUUAUUGCCAGCUCUCUUAAGGAGUGAAAUUUCUCCCAUCUGUGGUUCUUCCUUGCUCCAUACCACAACGGACCAGGACAUGCCCUUCAUGCAGAUUAAUCCUACAUUUAAUCUUGACGAGGAUUACUUGUUCAACGUCAGUGAAAAUAGUUUCAGUGAACUUUUGGAUGCAUACGAUCUUGGAUUUUGACGGCGAUCUUUUUGUGCCUCUGUUACAAGUUUUACAAACCUUCUGAAAUUAUUAUUCACCACAUGGAAGAAAGAAAAAGCUUAAACAAUUAAGCUAGCCAUUAAAAUACACAAAUGGAUAUGAUCAAACAGUGCUGAUUGGAAGAAAUAGAGUAGUGCUUCUCUCACAGUGAAUGCUAGGAUUUCAUCACAUUGAUACCUCAUGGAUUUACAGAAGAUUCAUUGAAGAACAUGGGUGAGUGUAGCAUUGUGUGAGCAUUUGGGAAUAUUAAAUUUAUACCAGCUAAUUGAUUUCUGGGCUCCACAACAAAUCUUGUAAAUCGUAAUUAACUUCAUGAUCGUUGUUAACCACUUGAUUUAAAACUUUGAACUUUUUAUUAGUUUACUGCAAUUUGACAAUCCAAUCUCUUUUUUUAAUUCUAGAGUAAGCUUAUCAUAAAUGUCUUAUUCAGAGGAGGCUGUGUAAUUCACCUAGUAUGAAAAGACCAAUGUGCCUUAAAGUAUUAAAAAUCUGUCAUUUAAAUUUAAAAAAAAACAAACACAUUUUCCACAUCUUCUGCUUAAAUUUUUUUUUUUUUAAAGCCAAAUUAAAUUAUGGACCGCCAUUGCCUAAUGUGAUGUAAAAAUAACUAAAAUUUAUUUAUUACUUCUGACUUGUUUUUGGUAAGGCUUUCUCAUUCCUCAUUGGUGGAAAGCUUUUGUUUCUGAUCUGAAAUUUCCAUGAUUUCUUUGCGUGGUCUGAGUUAUUCAGAGGUUUAGUUGGAAAUACAUUAUUUUGUCCCUAAGUGACAUUAAGUAUACGGUUCAUAGUGAAGAUAUCCUCCAUCAGAAUGUACAGCAUAUGAUGUGAUUUACUAUGUAUUUCAAAGGAUUGUAGUGACAACAUUAAUAUUUAAACAAAAUAGAAAACCAGGGGAUUUUCGUUUUCUCCAUAUUUAAGAUUUUUUAUAUUUUGGCUUCUGUUUUUUUCACAGUUGGGGUUAACAUACAUAAAUAAUUUUUAUCCAUUCAAACACAUUUGCAGUCAAUUUUUAUGUAAUUUAACUAAAAUGCUUUUUGAUAUCCAUAAUAAUUUUUAACCAAAGUUUUAUCUUGUCUCUAGCUUAUUUAAAGAUGAAUUAUGUAUGCACAUUUCAUACAGUCAUAUGUAUAUUUAUAUAGAUAGAUAUAAAAAUAUACACUUUUUUCUUACAAGCUUCCAGUACAAGCCAUAUUUUCAACUAAUUUUUAGUAUCAAAUAGCUGGACUUGGCAGCAAGCUAUUAAGACUUCUUGAAUAGUUCUACCUUGCUUGUUUGCUUUCGUAGCAAAUUUUUACUUCUUUCAAUCCAUAAUUUUUCUGUUAAGAUCAGCAUAUUUCAUAACACAUAUGUAAAUUACUUUUUCUUUGUAUAUAUUUGUACUAAUGUAACGUAAUUUAUGAUUAAAAUGUAAGUGAUAUGCCUGUUAUUUGUUUAAAAUAUUGCUUUGCUGUAUUAUUAUUUUUUUUAAAAGAUGGGGUGGGGAGGUUUGCCAUUAGGAAGCGUUUUGGGGCUUUCCAGUGUCAACUACUUAAAAAUGCAUUUUAAAAAAAAAAAUGGAGUGUAUAUAAUCUAUUAUUUAAAGCAAUAAGCAGCUCUUGAUUUUCAGACGGCUGCUAGUGUGAGAGUGCUGGUUGAAUAUUCGUGUCCUGACUUUUCAAUAUUAAAUGUUAGAUUUCUUGUAUCUGUUAAAACAAUUUUUUUAGUAGGCAAACCUGUUAAUGUUUCAAUAGGACUAAAAUAUUUUUUUUAAGCCAAAAAACUCCAGAAACUAUUUUAUUUCCUCACUAGCCGUUAUUUUUACAAUUAAUGAUUAAAUCAGAGAUGUAAAUGCCACAUGUUGUCAAGUACAGUAAUACCCAGAUUUUUCCGUAAUCAUUAAGGAAUAUUGUCACUGGUGGCUGAUCCUCACUAAAGUCUUACCCACGCCUCUGUGCUGUUCCACAAAAUGUCUAGCUUUUAACAUUUUAUUUUCAAGUGUACAGGACAGCUAUAGCUAGUAUUACACUUGCCUUUGGUUGGGUGCAUUAAAAGACGGCUAUAGCUAGUAUUACACUUGCCUUUGGUUGGGUGCAUUAAAAGACGGCUAUAGCUAGUAUUACACUUGCCUUUGGUUGGGUGCAUUUGUGAAGUUAUAUUUCAAGUAUGCAGAAUAAUAAAAGCAGAUAAAUGGGCUUCAAGGCGUUAACAAUAGAACUGUGUGUUAGAUGGACCUUAACUUUUGUUACAGGCUUUAAGGGGAGGAUGAAUGUUAGUGAUAUAGCGUAGAAUUGUGUUAGUGAUAUAACGUAGAAGUUGUGUUAGAGAUACAGCGUAGAAGUUGACCUUUUUCAAUAAAAGAUAAAGAGCUAAUCGUUUGUCGUCAACCCAGGUGAGUAGGAAACAUCAAUAAAAAAAGUGUUAUUUACCAAUAAAUAAAAAAAAUUCUUAAUUAUUAAUGAAUUUAAUCUCUAACCUAACCAAUUUUUUUUUAAUGGCUUAUCCCCCAACCCAUUAUGCAACUUGAAUUGAAGGUAUUACUGUACUGUAUGAUGGUUCUUAUGAUUUGUGUUUUUAUAGAUCAUUUAUCUGCCACAGUAUCAACUGUACAAGGAUCAUCAUUCAAAAAUUGCUUUAAUAUUUGAGUAGGCUUUCUAGAAUUAACUUAGUUGAUUCUGUCACAUUGUGCAUUGUCACAUAUAUGGCAGUGCCUUGUGUAAUGUCACAUAUAUGGCAGUGCCUUGGGCCUUAGAAGAGUUAAUGCGCUCAGGGUGCAAUAUGUUUUUUUUUUCUUGUACAUUGAGUGAAACCUGGAAAUAACGCAAACCGUUGGGACCGAAUCAAAAGUUGUACUAUUUUAUGGGUUGGUGGGACCAAAUAAAAGUAGUGCUAUUUGAUGGGAUGGUGGGACUAAAUAACAGUAGUGUUAUUUGAUGGGAUGGUGCUCUUUGCAGGUUCAGUCAGUGUUAAAAAUAAUAGUUCUGGGCCAGGGGGAGCUAGUAUAUAUGCCAUGAACAAGCUAUUUCGUGGUUUGUUUUUUCCCAGAUUUUACUGUACAUAGUUAAAGAAAGACUGCUCUAGUUAAAAUGUGUUCAUAAAAUUUUUAUCCAUGAAACAUUGCAUGUAUAUGAUUUGUGCCAUCAAUAAAUAAAUUUGUUAUUGUCUAUUACUCCCAUGAUCUGAUGAUCUGCUUUUUUAUCUUUUUUUUUUUUUGUAACAAAUGAAUAGCACUGGUUUUAAUUUAUUUAUUUCCAAAUUUUCAACUGUCUCAGCAACCCAGGUCAUUUAGUUUAGGGGACUGUUCCUAGGCAACCGUUUCAUCCCAGCUACGGUGUCACUUAAAUCACAAAGUAGAAACCACGCAUAGAAAUCUCUAUUAGAGGUCAUCUGGCGUCACCCCUGGAUGGGAAGGGAUGUUUUAAGGAACAUUAAAAUAUAUCCAUCCGAGCCCCUAGAAAGUUCGACUGCAGUUGCUGCUACAGCUGACCAGGUGUUCCUUUGUUGAUGCCGCCCCACUCCCAUGGUCAAUCGAGUGGAAGGCGGGUUGGGCUGUCUCAGCGAUGGAGUGCCUCCGGUGUGCUGCUUUGCGGCCUAUCUAAUUAGCUCUGUUUGGAUCAGUGGAAAUAGGGGGUAUGUCAGGGUGAACCUAAUGAGCUCUGGCCUUACAGUCUGGUGUUUUUCUUAAGAGAUUAGAGUAGUAGAGAAAAUUAAAUUUCUUCUUUGAAAAAUAUUUAUCUUGGUCCUCAAAAAAAUAAAAAUGUACAUUUUAUUUGAAGGAAAUUAAUUGAAACGGGCAAGAAAAAGUUGUCUUAAGGUAUUAGUUUCUGAAAGUAAACAUUGCACCAUUAAUGUAGAUAGAACUUACCGCUUUGUUAUUUAUUCUUCAAAUUUAUGGCAAACUGUCCCUCUCUCAACCUGUGGCAAAGUAUUUCCCAAAUUUUCUAUAACCCGCACCCCUUAUAAAUAAUUGGAAUAGUCUCGCGCCCCUAGAAAAAAAUAAUGCAUUUUUUUAAUUGGAUUUCUAAUUCGUUGAAUUGCAAAGAAAACUAGAACUUAAAAAGUAAACUUUUCACAUUAUGCAUAUAGUAAUGUGUUAUUUGAAUAAAUAUGUUAAAUUGUAUAUAAAUAUUUAUAUCAUAUCUCAAGAGCUUAUGUCUUCUCUGUUAAGUCUCUUUCUUGGCACCCCCUGAAAUGCCAUCUUGCAGCCCUUGGCAUGCUGACACCCCAGGUUGGGAAACAUUGCAUAGGAUGUGUGGGUCACUCAGGUUUCAAGCGUUUUGUUAAGGUUGAUAUAAGUAAAAGAAUGGCAAGGGUUAAGUUGUGUGCUUGACAUGACUAUGGUUAUUAGCCUGGGUUUAGCCUGGGUUAGGAUUAGGUGUGUUCUUGACAUGACAAAAGUUAUUCUUGUUUAGCCUGGCUGUGUAGAUUUUUGAUCCGAUGAGGAAACAACUUGGUUUGGGGAUUAUUGAAUUGAAUGCUACCGCCGUUUCCAAUUAGUGCAAAGUGCAUUGGUGCCGUAAUGGUAGACCAUGUUCAGUUCAAGAAUCACUGUGCUUUGUUGUUACACCAAUAUCUGACAUCCUGUGUACAUAAUGAUAUCAUUGUUAUAUAUAUAUUUAACUGGGCUUGUGAAUGCCUGUCAAGAUUGAUAAAUGUGUGUGUAUGUAUCAAAUAGAUGUGUG